Messenger RNA from Camellia sinensis, 831 nucleotides. Lineage: Eukaryota; Viridiplantae; Streptophyta; Magnoliopsida; Ericales; Theaceae. The record is from RefSeq and is a predicted model, not a curated record.
UGGUGUGUGUGUUUUGUGUUAACAAGCUAGUAGUCUCCUUCAAGCACUCUCUGUGCACAGAUAAAGCACAAGUGGGUCUCAGCAUGAAUAACACACAUGUCAUCACGCUUGUGAAGAUUCACAAUAAGACUGGGGCCACUGUAACAUAUUUUACCAACAAAGAUUUUUCUGGGGCAUUAGCUCCACAGAGCAAAUAUCCAGCUCAAAUAGAAAAUGGCGAGUACGAUUUGUUUGAGCAUGAGGGACCUGCUGGAGACAAUGCUGGAUCGUGUGGAGCGGUUGUGUAUUCGGUCACAAACAAGGAUGGGAAAGCCAGUCAUUGGAUGUUGUCUUGGUCCAACCCAACCGGUGAGAACUAUAAGGUCUUUACUGAGAUUACUGGACAAGGUCACUAUAAGCCGAACCCCAACGACCCUAUUUGGCAUAAUGUCCAUGCAGAGUUGAGCAAGUCUGGCACCACCAGUUCAUCUGACUGGAAUGGCUGCCACUCAUCUAUGACAUCUAUUCGUAGUAAUGAUGUGCCAAACCGCGUAGAUGUGGAUGCAACAGUGACACUAGCCACAGCCAAGGCCUAAGAAGUUGCGAUCUGCGACCCAGUCAUACAUGAUGAUAUCUUUUGGAGUAGUGUGUGGAGUAUUAAUGUCUUUCAUAUGGCAGUGUGUAAUAAAUAAUUUUCCCUAUGGGAAGCUUCCCCUUGUAAAUUAGUAAGCAUGUUAUAAUUAUAAAUAAUGUCAUCUUCAUGUGCUGAAAUGACUGGUAACUAAAUGUAAUGUUUGUAUCAUUUGAAUUCAAUAAACAAGAGAAGGUUUCCCCUUCUCAGUUGUGUGCCAA